Astyanax mexicanus (Mexican tetra) is the source of this 2861-nucleotide messenger RNA. Its product is annotated as NLR family CARD domain-containing protein 3-like. The transcript has 3 exons. Lineage: Eukaryota; Metazoa; Chordata; Actinopteri; Characiformes; Acestrorhamphidae. Bases 31 to 2601 code for a protein of 856 amino acids. The record is from RefSeq and is a predicted model, not a curated record.
AAAUCUACACUGAGGGAAAGGUGUCAGAAAAUGAAUGAGGGAAUCUCCCAUCCUGGAACCUCAGUCCUUCUGAAUGAGAUCUACACAGAGCUGUACAUCACAGAGGGAGGGAGUGGAGAGGUCAAUAAUGAACAUGAGGUCAGACAGAUUGAAGCAGCAUCCAGGAGACCAGCAACACAGGAGACACCCAUCAAAUGUAACGACCUCUUUAAAGACCAGUCCAUCAGAACUGUGCUGACUAAAGGAGUUGCUGGAAUUGGAAAAACAGUCUCUGUGCAGAAGUUCAUUCUGGACUGGACUGAAGGAAAAGCCAAUCAGGAUGUUCUCUUCAUAUUUCCACUUCCUUUUAGAGAACUGAAUCUGAUGAAAACCGAAAAUCUCAGUCUGGUGGAGCUUCUUUAUCAGUUUUUUAAAGAUACAAAACACUUAAAACCAGGAGAUUAUCAUCGUUACAAAGUCAUGUUCACCUUUGAUGGUUUGGAUGAAUGUCGACUUCCUCUAGAUUUCCAGAACAAUAAGAGAGUAUCUGAUGUAACACAGUCAGUCUCAGUGGAUGUGCUGCUGACAAACCUCAUCCAGAAAAACCUGCUUCCCUCUGCUCUCCUAUGGAUAACUACUCGACCAGCAGCAGCCAAUCAGAUCCCUCCUGACUGUAUUGAUCAGGUAACAGAGGUACGCGGGUUCAGUGACCCUCAGAAAGAGGAAUACUUCAGGAAAAGGAUCAGAGAUCAGAGCCUUGCUGAAAGAAUCAUUACACACAUGAAGUCCUCCAGAAGCCUCUACAUCAUGUGCCACAUCCCAGUCUUCUGCUGGAUCUCAGCCACUGUUCUAGAGAGGAUGUUGGGUGAAGCAGAGGGAGGAGAGAUCCCCAAGACUCUGACUCAAAUGUUCACACACUUCCUUAUCUUUCAGAUCAAACACCGCAGCCAGAAGUACCAAAGAAAAAGUGAUGUUGAUCUUGACCAGACUAGAGAGAUUAUUCUGGCUCUGGGAAAACUGGCUUUCCAACAGCUGGAGAAAGGAAACCUGAUCUUCUAUGAGGAAGAUCUGAGAGAGUGCAGCAUUGAUGUCAGAGAAGUGUCCGUGUACUCAGGAGUGUGCACCCAGAUCUUCAGACAGGAGUUUGAACUUCACCUGGGGAAGGUUUUCAGCUUUGUGCAUCUGAGUGUUCAGGAGUUUCUGGCUGCUUUAUAUGCGUUUCUGUCCUUCAUCUCCAACAACAGAAAUGUGCUGCAACAGAAACACAGUGGAUUUGGUUUCGAGAAAAAGGGAACAAUGUCUGACUUCCUGAAGAGAGCCGUGGACAAGGCCUUACAGAGUGAGAACGGACACCUGGACCUUUUCCUCCGAUUCCUUCUGGGUCUCUCACUGGAGUCCAAUCAGACUCUCUUACGAGGUCUUCUGAUACAGACAGAGAACAUCUCUCACAGUAAAGAGGAAGUAGUGGAGUACAUCAAGCAGAAGAUCAGGAAGAAUCCCUCUCCAGAGAAAACUAUCAGUCUGUUCCACUGUCUGAAUGAACUGAAUGAUCAUUCUCUAGUGCAGGAAGUCCAGAAAUACCUGAACAGAGGACGUUCCAGUGAUCUCAGUGGAGUUACUCUCUCUCCUGAUCAGUGGUCAGCUGUGGCGUUUGUGAUGCUGAAUUCAGAAGAGGAGCUGGAUGAGUUUGACCUGAGUAAAUUUCAGAAAUCAAAAGAAUGCCUUCUGAGGCUGCUACCAGUGGUGAAAGCAUCCAGGAAGGUUAUGCUGCAGGAGUGUAAUCUAUCAGAUAAAAGCUGUGCAGAUCUGGCCUCAGCUCUCAGCUCAAACUCCUCAUCUCUGAGAGAACUGAACCUGGGUAAUAAUAAUCUGCAGGAUUCAGGAGUGAAGCUGCUCUCUGCUGGACUGAAGAAUCCACACUGUAAACUGGAGACACUGGAGCGAGAUGGACUGCACACCAACAAGAGGGGAGUCAAAUUCCUGUCACAGAACAUCAUUUUUUCUCUGUGCAACUUCUCUGUUCCCACUGGUGAAGACACGUCAGCUUUAACACCCAAGGACACUGUCUGCACUACAGAGACACAACAUCCUCCCCCCACAGAGACUGCGGAGUUAUCGGAUGGGAGCCAUGUUCUGCUGUAUCAGCUGCCGGAAACACCGCAACUGCAUGAGCACUCCACACCAUCCUCCAUCUCCACCUCAUCAUCAUCAUCCUCCAUCUCCACCCCAUCAUCACCCCACCUGAACUUCCCAGCAACCAUGGAGAAGCUGGUAUCUGCAGGGACAAGGCUGACGCUUUCUCUGUCAGCGAGUCCUCAGGUACAGCGGAAAAUCAGCACAACUUCUCCUCCACAGUCACCUACUGCCUCACGGACCCAGCAACCCCCAUCCUCACCACCACUACACUCCCCAAUCAAGGAGUUAGAAAAGGGGACCAAAAUGAAGCCCAGUGAACAUGAACAUGAAGUAUUAAACAAAAACCUCCUACAACCCAAAAAGAAGAGACAAGCUCCUAAACCACCGGACAGACAGCUCCGCUCUCGACUUCUUCACCAGCAGGAGCCCCUCCCACCUCCCUCCACCAUAAGGGAAGAGGCCGCCACAAGUAAUCCAGCAAACUGAUAUCUUUUGGGUCCGUGCUGCUACAAUGGUGAUGUCAGCAGUACAUGUUUUCAAAACAAGUACGGACCCUGUGUGCCAGUUAUCUCCCCCAUUCCAGUUCUUAUCAGAAGCAGAAAGAACAGGGAGUAUAGGUCAGAAAAUGUGAAUAUAUCCAACCUGCAGUAUGUAAAUUGUAACCCACAGUCUUUGGAACAAAACGCACAGGGUAUUAAAUUAGCUCUGCUAAAUAUCAGAUCUCUUACAAACAAGUCUUAUCUAAU